Exserohilum turcica Et28A is the source of this 831-nucleotide messenger RNA. RefSeq lists its product as uncharacterized. NCBI's taxonomy places the organism in Eukaryota, Fungi, Ascomycota, Dothideomycetes, Pleosporales, Pleosporaceae. The record is from RefSeq and is a predicted model, not a curated record. The annotation marks the transcript as partial. Gene Ontology annotation, molecular function: asparaginase activity. The transcript has a single exon.
AUUCUCUACACGGGCGGCACCAUAGCCGGCGGCUCCAUCUACGGCGCCCUCGACGACACGCAAUAUGGGCAGCUCAGCCAGACGGGCGAGCAGAUCAUUGCGCGGAAUCCCUACCUCCUGAACCACACGCAGCUCGCCGUCUCCAACUGGACCACGCGAUCCGAUGGCUCAACCGGAACCAACGACGCCCUCGCCAUGAACAUGACGCGCUUCGCCCACGACGCCCUGUGCUCCCCCGACAGCGAUAUCGCCGGCGCCGUCUACACGCACGGCACAAACUCGCUCGAGGAAACCGCCUUUCUCAUGGACAGCCUCGUAAACUGCGGCAAGCCCGUCGUGGGCACCGGAAGCAUGCGGCCUUUCACCCACCUUUCCUACGAAGGCGACGCCAACUUCUUCAAUGCCGUAAUGCUGGCCGCCUCGCCUGCGUCACGGGACCGCGGCGUCAUGGUUGCCUUCAACGCGAGGAUUAUACCCGGGUACUGGGUGACGAAGCUGCAUUCUACCAAUCCCGAUGCGUUUGGUGCGACGGCAGGUGGCGACUUGGGCAUCUUCAUCAACAGUCUGCCCGUCUUCUUCAACACGCCGAGCCAGCCGCUGUGGAAGCACUACUUUGACAUGGCCGCUGUGUCGGCGUACAAGACGUUUCCGGCGCUGCCACACGUCGAUAUCUUGUAUGCUGCCCGCGAGUUCUCGGGCAAACUCGUCCUGGAUGCGCAUGCGAACGGGGCCCAUGGCGUUGUCAUUGCGGGCACGGGAAACGGCGGGAUUCCAAAUGGGCAGGACGAAGUAGCUGAGGCGCUGGAACAGGGACUCCAGAUUGUAGUCGGC